AUGCAGAUCUUCGUCAAGACCCUGACGGGCAAGACCAUCACGCUAGAGGUGGAGUCUAGUGACACCAUCGAGAAUGUGAAGGCCAAGAUCCAGGAUAAGGAGGGCAUCCCGCCUGACCAGCAGCGAUUGAUUUUUGCGGGCAAGCAGCUGGAAGACGGCCGCACCCUGGCCGACUACAAUAUCCAGAAGGAGUCCACCCUGCACCUGGUGCUGCGCCUGCGUGGCGGCAUGCAGAUUUUCGUGAAGACGCUGACGGGCAAGACCAUCACGCUGGAGGUGGAGUCUAGCGACACCAUUGAGAAUGUGAAGGCCAAGAUUCAGGACAAGGAGGGCAUCCCGCCUGACCAGCAGCGCCUGGUCUUUGCGGGCAAGCAGCUGGAGGAUGGCCGCACCCUGGCCGACUACAACAUCCAGAAGGAGUCCACCCUGCACCUGGUGCUGCGCCUGCGCGGCGGCAUGAUGAUCAAGGUCAAGACACUGACGGGCAAGGAGAUUGAGAUUGAUAUCGAGCCCACAGACACCGUGCAGCGCAUAAAGGAGAGGGUGGAGGAGAAGGAGGGCAUUCCGCCCGUGCAGCAGCGCCUGAUUUUUGCGGGCAAGGCCAUGAACGACGACAAGAUGGCCAAGGACUACAACAUCGAGGGUGGCAGCGUGCUGCACCUGGUGCUGGCGCUACGCGGCGGUUGCUGA
Messenger RNA from Chlorella variabilis, 690 nucleotides. RefSeq lists its product as hypothetical. The coding region runs from base 1 to 690 and encodes 229 amino acids. Gene Ontology annotation, cellular component: cytoplasm; nucleus. The transcript is spliced from 7 exons. The record is from RefSeq and is a predicted model, not a curated record. Gene Ontology annotation, molecular function: ubiquitin protein ligase binding; protein tag activity. Gene Ontology annotation, biological process: modification-dependent protein catabolic process; protein ubiquitination. Lineage: Eukaryota; Viridiplantae; Chlorophyta; Trebouxiophyceae; Chlorellales; Chlorellaceae.